AUGUCUGUGCCUAUAAAAAUUAAAAUUAAAAUAGUUUUAUUAAUGGCCAAAUUUGAGUCACCUGUAGCUGUGAGACGACAGCUGCAAACCGAAUUUGGUACAAACGUAUCAACUAAAACUUGUACUACGAAAAUAUUUGAACGCUUCUGUGAAACUGGCACAGUGGAAGAUCGAGAACGUUCUGGAAGACCAUCAAAAAUUACAGAAGAAAAAGUUGAUGAAGUGCAUGAUGUUUUUUUGAAAGUGAACCACAAUCAAGUGUUCGAGCUGUCACAAUGGCUUGCUCCAUUCCUCGAACAACAACUGAUAGAAUUAUGCGUGGAUAUAUUUCUCUAA
This is a messenger RNA of Rotaria socialis, 336 nucleotides long. Lineage: Eukaryota; Metazoa; Rotifera; Eurotatoria; Philodinida; Philodinidae. The record is from the annotation of a GenBank genome assembly.